Molecule: messenger RNA, 1398 nt
Organism: Pyrenophora tritici-repentis Pt-1C-BFP
Lineage: Eukaryota; Fungi; Ascomycota; Dothideomycetes; Pleosporales; Pleosporaceae
Product: Pex2-Pex12 multi-domain protein
Biological process (GO): protein monoubiquitination; protein import into peroxisome matrix
Cellular component (GO): peroxisomal membrane; peroxisomal importomer complex
Molecular function (GO): protein binding; zinc ion binding; ubiquitin-protein transferase activity
Source: RefSeq, a predicted model, not a curated record
AUGGAGUUCCUGCCUGCCCUCCAGCACGGCAUAGACGACCUCAAGCCCUCCCUCUUCGAACUCCUUUCCGAACAACAGCUCGCAUCGCUCCUGCCCCCAUCGCUCCGCUAUCUCCUGGCCGUCUCCACACAUCGGUACCCACGAUACCUGCUCCCCAUCCUCAAUUCAUUCGAUGAGGUGUACGCGCUGCUUAUGCUGCUCGUCGAGCGCCACUUUUUGCGCACAUACGGGGGCUCCUUUACCGAGAACUUCUACGGCCUCAAGCGCGCUCGCGUGCUAAAAGUAAAAGGCGGCGAGAUUCCCCGCGCACAGCUCGGUGCAAGCGACAGCGUCCGAGAGGCGGUCAAACUAGGCAGUGGCGAUGUGUGGAAGAAUCUGGCGGUACUGGUGGGCCUGCCGUGGUUGAAGAGGAAGUUUGACGAGGGCUACGACGUGCACGCCGCCCAUGCCAACCUUCUCGGCCCAGGCUACAACCGCGAUAGAGAGGGCUUGAGGGCGGGAGCGAGCAUCAAAGAGAGGCUGAUGUACUACUACAAGUGGUUUCUGCGGAAUAUCUACCCCAGCAUAAAUGCGGCCUACUACUUUUCCCUGCUGGUCUUCAACAUGGCCUAUCUGUUCGAUGGGACCAAGUACCACUCGCCCUUUAUGUGGCUAAUCGGGUCGAGGAUAAGGAGGUUGGGCGAGGUGGAUCACAGGGCGAUUGAGAUUGCAACGGCGCCUAGGAAAGUUGGACCAGCACGGCCUGGAGAGGGAGGGUCUAUCUUCUCCCCAAGGAAUAUUGCACGAAGUGUUCAGCCGCGUUUGCUCAGUUCGCUCAAGAUUCUUCUACCAACCAGCAUCUUCGCGCUCAAGUUCCUGGAGUGGUGGCAUGCCUCAGAUUUCGCCCGACAAUUGUCGAGGAAAGCAGCCGAGAACAUUGAACUACCGCCACCGAUACUGCCUUCGCUUCCGCCAUCUGCGAAACAACUGGCAGCAAAACAAGCUCAUGCAUCUGAGAAAGGACGACCUACAUCAUCGUCAUCCAAUAAGUCUCAGUCCGCGAAUCCCCCAAUAUCCUCGAAAACACUCCUUCCCAUCCUGACCGUAACCCAACCAUCAUCAUCCACGCUCUGCCCCAUCUGUGUAACGCCCAUCAUAACUCCAACAGCGUCGCCAACGGGCUUCGUAUAUUGCUACACGUGUAUACAUCGAUGGGUGGAAGGCGAGCAUGACCGCCAGGUUGCCUUCAUGGAGGGCACUGCUGGACUUAGGUCUGGAGACGGAGAAGCAGAAGAUGAGGGUUGGGGCAGAGAAGAGGGCAGUCGAGAGGGAAGAUGGGAAAGCGGAAAGGGCAGGGAUCCCGUGACCGGAAGGAGAGUGCUUGGCGGAACAGAGGCUUUGAGAAGGGUGGUUGUCUAG